CCCCUGGGAUGUGCCAUACACCUUCAAAGCCCUCCUCUGUGGAGGAGGCCAAAAGGGGCUUCGCCUCAGGAUCAUAACGCGGCAAGAAAAAGCGUCCCGUUCAGCCAAGAAGAUAGCAACUCCGGUACCCAGCAAAAAUGUCUGACAAAACCCCUUUCGAAACGGAUAUGCUAACGCUCACGCGAUUCGUUAUGGAGAAGGGACGCCGCGUGAAAGGAGCGACAGGGGAGCUGACGCAGCUGCUCAACUCCAUGCUGACUGCCAUAAAGGCCAUUUCCUCUGCAGUCAGAAAGGCAGGCCUUGCCCACAUGUUUGGUAUAGCUGGCACUGUGAAUGUGACCGGUGACGAAGUGAAGAAGCUGGACGUAUUAUCCAACUCCCUGGUGAUUAAUAUGCUCCAGUCCUCCUACAGCACCUGCGUCCUGGUCACGGAGGAGAACAAGGAGGCCAUCAUCACCCCGAAAGAGAAGCGGGGUAAAUACGUCGUGUGCUUUGACCCCCUUGAUGGCUCAUCCAAUAUAGACUGCUUGGCACCGAUAGGAACAAUAUUUGCUAUCUACAAAAAGGAAAGAGAUGAUGAGCCCUCUGAAAAAGAUGCUUUGCAGCCCGGACGCAAUAUUGUUGCUGCAGGCUACGCCUUGUAUGGCAGUGCUACGCUGGUCGCCCUCUCCACAGGGCAAGGAGUGGACUGCUUCAUGCUGGAUCCGGGUCUCGGUGAAUUUAUUUUGGUGGACAGAGAUGUUAAAAUCAAGAAGAAGGGGAAGGUAUACAGUCUCAAUGAAGGUUAUGCAAAGUAUUUUGAUCCUGCAAUGACAGAAUAUUUACAAAAGAAGAAAUUCCCUGAGGAUGGCAGUUCCCCAUAUGGUGCCAGGUAUGUAGGCUCGAUGGUAGCUGAUGUUCACCGUACAUUGAUGUAUGGUGGGAUCUUCAUGUAUCCUGCUAAUCAGAAGAGUCCUAAAGGAAAGCUCCGACUUCUCUACGAGUGCAACCCUAUGGCUUUCAUCAUUGAGCAGGCAGGUGGGAUAGCAACUACAGGGACUGAGGCGGUGUUGGACGUGAAACCUGACAGUAUUCACCAGAGAGUCCCUCUUAUCCUCGGGUCUCCAGAUGACGUGCAGGAAUACCUCGCUUGCGUACAGAAACACCAGAAGAGCAGCUAAAGGGUCUUCCAUAUCAGACCUUGCUCAUUCGUCUCCAGUCUACAGGAAAA
Molecule: messenger RNA, 1210 nt
Organism: Balearica regulorum gibbericeps (East African grey crowned-crane)
Lineage: Eukaryota; Metazoa; Chordata; Aves; Gruiformes; Gruidae
Product: fructose-1,6-bisphosphatase isozyme 2
Biological process (GO): gluconeogenesis; fructose 6-phosphate metabolic process; fructose 1,6-bisphosphate metabolic process
Cellular component (GO): cytosol; cytoplasm
Molecular function (GO): fructose 1,6-bisphosphate 1-phosphatase activity
Source: RefSeq, a predicted model, not a curated record